Molecule: messenger RNA, 2267 nt
Organism: Pygocentrus nattereri (red-bellied piranha)
Lineage: Eukaryota; Metazoa; Chordata; Actinopteri; Characiformes; Serrasalmidae
Exons: 2
Coding region: 189-1205 (338 amino acids)
Biological process (GO): G protein-coupled receptor signaling pathway
Cellular component (GO): membrane
Molecular function (GO): G protein-coupled receptor activity
Source: RefSeq, a predicted model, not a curated record
UAACUGCACUCACUCAUGACUGCUCAGAUUACAUCUGUGCUGCUCAGGCUACUUUUGGGAAAAUUACAUUUUUUUUGCAUUUUAUCACAUUAUCGCUUAAAAUGAGCCAGUCUGAACCGACACCUGAUCUGCGGUCACGUUGAGGAGAUCUUUUUGUUCAUGGAUUAUUGAGGAGACGAUCAAAAACGAUGGAGAACAUCCCGAAUACCAGCUCACAUGUUGGACAAGGCAUCUCAACUGUGGGCAACGCAUGCGGAAUAGACUUCAAGCAAGACAGCGUCUUCCUUCCCGUCCUGUAUGGCAUCUUCUUCAUCAUCGGCACACCACUGAACCUGGUGGCUCUUUUCGGCCUAUACCGGCUGGUCAAAGCGGAGAACGUUCUACCGGUUUAUGUCAUUAACCUGCUACUUGCCGAUCUCAUCCAGCUUCUGACCCUCCCCCUCUGGAUGGACUAUUACGCCAAUGAACACAAUUGGCGCUUUGGGCCUCGUUCAUGUCAGUUUAUGGGCAUGUUCUUCUACAUCAGCGUCUACGCCGGGAUCUUCUUCAUGUGCAUCAUUGCGCUGGAGCGUCACAUGGCCAUAGUCAGGCCUCUGAAUUUCCAGAAUUUCCGAAAGCUGAGGUGGGCCUGCUUUAUAGCGCUUGGCGUUUGGGUUCUAAUCGCCGUGCCGCCCUCGGUGGCCUUCGACAAACUCUUCCCCAAGCAGAAUUACACCCUGUGUAUUGAGAAGUAUCCUUCAGAGGGCAAUUUCAUCACCUACAGGCUGAUUACUUUACUCCUGUCCUUCAUCGUACCCCUCAGUUUCAUCGCCCUGCUCCACCGAAAGACCCUUCGGUCGCUGAUGGCAAUCAACUCCCUUUUGUCCGAGGAAAAGAGGCGUAUCAGAGCGAUGCUGACCCUCCUGGUGGCUAUAUUUGUCAUGGUGCUGGGACCCUAUCAUUUCAUCGGAUGCGUGAAGUACCUCGGGCUGCUGAUCCACAGCCAAGUGUGCGAGUGGGAGAAGGCCAUGUUUGUCCCUUAUCAGCUGGGGAGAGGCUUGCUAAGCCUCAACAGCCUGCUUGAUCCCGUGCUCUAUAUCUUCCUGCGGAGUGAUAUCCGGGCACUGGCAGGACGCUACUUACCUUGCUUGAGCACAGCGAGGGGCAUCAGUCAGAAGUCAUCAAGUGGGAUGUCAGAGAGACCAACAAACUCCACUGAAGACUGAGGACAGGGCUGGGAACACCUUGAAUGGUGCAUAUUAGCAUUGUUUUUUUUAGCAACAGUUUUUCUUUUAUACUUAUCAUUCUACCAAACUGGUUCAACAGCAGACCUGAAAACACAUUUUGGACUUUUAACUGACUCGGACUUUUGACUAAAACCCUUUUGGGGUGGAUUUUAAAAUAAAACAUACACUCAAAGAACCGUUUGCAUGCUAAAAUAGUUCUUUGCAUGGUCCAAUUGUUAUUUAGAUUGCCUGAGAAGGUGAUGGAACCUUUUAGAAAAAGUUGCAUAGAGCACCAAAAGGAGUUCUGGUAUUUUUAAGAUGUCAGGUUUGAACCUGUUUAGGUAAUAUAAACCAACCUCCAUCAAUCCAAAGAGCCACUUCAACAUGCAAAGAGCCAUUUAAGCAUGUAAUGCUUCUUUAAGUGCUCCUGGUUCUUGAUAGAACCACUGUCUCUACUGAAGAACCCAUGAAGAACCAUCCUUUUAGCAUGCAUUUAAUGGGAAACCUUACUACAAUCAUAUGAACAGCAUGAUCAGUAUUAGCCACAUUAGCAUUCCUAGCAACUUUAGCAUGUGUAGUCUUUUAUUUAAAUGGGUGAUACUUCAGAGAUCAAGGCUUGAGCAAUGAUCUAUGGUGAGAAGUACAUUACGAACAAGAUCUGUACAUGAUGAAGUCCAGAAGUGGUUUCCUGAAUAAAUGAAACCUGGUCUUGGAUGAAAUUAGACUGCCAGUGAAAAUUCUCUGUUUAAGACUGGCUAAUGCUGCCCAUGCUUAAUCUGUUUCCUGACCACAAGCUCUACAUGUUCAAUAGCACUGAAAGAAAAAGCUGGAAGAAAGUUAAAAUGUGCUUAUGGUUAUUCUUUUAAAUGAGGGCCAGUCUCCCCUUUAAUCUGACAUCAAUAGCUUAUUCUUAAAAAAAUCUAAUGCCUUUGCUUAUUUUUCUGCGUGUAAAGAAACCAUCGUUAUCUUGCCGAUGAAGCAUUUAAGGGCUUGAAACUAUGGUUGAGGAUGUGUGAGGCUUUCAAAGCGUACUUUUUACAUAAAUAAAUAGGCUUGCUUUCA